Molecule: messenger RNA, 299 nt
Organism: Acanthocheilonema viteae
Lineage: Eukaryota; Metazoa; Nematoda; Chromadorea; Rhabditida; Onchocercidae
Source: the annotation of a GenBank genome assembly
AAUCAACAUUCGGAAGAUGUGUUUGCAAAUUUCUUGGUAGCAACAAUGAUGAUAAUUCGUCGGAAGCAAUAAUUACAAGCAAUAAUGAUACGAAAUAUGAUUGCACGUGUGAUGAUGCAUCAUAUGAUAAUAUUGGUGUAAAAUCUUUGGAUGCAAAUAAUAUUCCAUGUAACGAAUUAUCACAUAAUGAAAAUGAUCAAGAAGAGUUAGCAAUGGAAAAUAUUAUAGAUGAUAAUGAUGAUAUAUUGAAAUAUGAUAAAUUUUAUCAACCAAAACGUGCUCAUUUUGCAAUUGGUUAG